This is a messenger RNA of Lecanosticta acicola, 429 nucleotides long. Lineage: Eukaryota; Fungi; Ascomycota; Dothideomycetes; Mycosphaerellales; Mycosphaerellaceae. The record is from the annotation of a GenBank genome assembly.
AUGGCACGCAUUCUCAUAACAUGCGAGCAAGCCAAGCGCCAAGCUGGCGAGCUUCUCGACCUGACUAAGCGCCUCAAUCGUGGCCAUACCACGAGCCCUCAAAUUGUGCAGGUAGGCGGCAAGGACGUGGGCGUGGUGAUCAUGCGUGUCAUCCAACAGCGUACCUACUCGAACUACUCCGUCCGCGUCGACAAGGAUCACCUCGACGACUUCAAGUACUUUCCCGUCGACGAUGCCGCCAAGGCCGAGCUGGAUCGCGUAGUCGACGGCAACAAGAAAGACGCGACCGCCGGCGGUACUGACAAUCGGCUCGUCAUCCCCCUGCCGCUAUUGCUCAGCGUGAGCAAACCGAAUCGUCAUACAGCAAAUACGCUGUCCGUUUCUAGAUUCAGCAUCUUUGUACUCGGGAGGCAACCUGGGUGCGACUGA